Messenger RNA from Lodderomyces elongisporus, 231 nucleotides. RefSeq lists its product as uncharacterized. The record is from RefSeq and is a predicted model, not a curated record. The coding region runs from base 1 to 231 and encodes 76 amino acids. Gene Ontology annotation, molecular function: nucleic acid binding. The transcript is spliced from 2 exons. NCBI's taxonomy places the organism in Eukaryota, Fungi, Ascomycota, Pichiomycetes, Serinales, Debaryomycetaceae.
AUGCAACCUACUAAAAUUACGGAAACCAGAGUAUUGUGGGAUUUCACAGCAGCAGCUCUAGCGAAAUUCCUUUAUGAUGCUUUUAUUGCUCGAGUGGGGUCAUUUCAAGUGUUAAGGACUGACAACGGACCAGAGUUUAUCAAGGGUGUUUCUGCGAUACUUAUUAUAAAUUCAUGGAAUCAAAGGAACCUUCUCAGUCCCGUACCACCCCCAAGACAAUGGGAUGAUUGA